This is a messenger RNA of Perkinsus marinus ATCC 50983, 562 nucleotides long. RefSeq lists its product as hypothetical. The annotation marks the transcript as partial. Gene Ontology annotation, molecular function: RNA binding. The transcript is spliced from 4 exons. The record is from RefSeq and is a predicted model, not a curated record. Lineage: Eukaryota; Perkinsozoa; Perkinsida; Perkinsidae.
GUACCCUCUCUCGCCGUAUAAGAGGUUACGCCCGUCGUCGUUACAUCAUUACCCCGAGGUGUCUAAUGUCACAGGGGAACGUAUCAAUUGGUAUAGCAAGGAUCCGCAGUCCGGAUAUGAGGGAGCUAAGAUGUUCGGACCGCAUACUAUCGAGUUGGAUGGAAUGCCCAUGGGACGCACGCCGGAGUAUAUGCAGGAGCGACUGAGGAGAUUCUUUUCUAAGUUCGGCAUAGUGAAGAUCUGCCGUGCCAUACCGCAUGAGCUGGAUCCCUACCAAUGCCAGGGCAAGGCCUACGUCACCUUCCGAGAUCGGCGAUCGGUUUUCCGAGCCCUGAAAGCACCCCUGAAGUUCCCGGCAUCACUACAUGAUAAGUUUGUGAGGAUGAGAGACUUGGACACGGACAAGAGGAAUGACCCUUUGUAUCUGGUGAAAUCGGAGCAUAACAAUCAGCAGCUUGUCUCGGUCGCCCGACAGCUCCACCAGAUAUUACUGAGGGAGGGACCUCGGCCGUUGAGCACUGUCUGGCAAGGCGUCAUGGAACAGGAGUUCAAGACUGAGCGG